Messenger RNA from Eimeria tenella, 2112 nucleotides. RefSeq lists its product as uncharacterized. The record is from RefSeq and is a predicted model, not a curated record. The coding region runs from base 1 to 2112 and encodes 703 amino acids. NCBI's taxonomy places the organism in Eukaryota, Apicomplexa, Conoidasida, Eucoccidiorida, Eimeriidae. The transcript has 8 exons.
AUGGGCAAACAGGAAUGUCCAGGGGAGGCAACAGAACACUCAGCCGCCUCCACCCCUCCGCAGCUUCCGUUGACGUCUUUUGUUGAACUUGAAAGCCGCACUACAGCGGCACCCACAACAGCCUCUGCGGCUGCGCCGCCGGCCUAUGACCCGGCCCUAGCUGUAGCUUUCGAAGCAGCUAAAGACCGAAUCUUGGCAACACACGGCAUUGAUCCCGUGGCCGUGAAAGACGCCAAAACAGACGCCGGAGUUACUGUAGGGGAAGUGCGCAAGCGAGUGAAGCCUGCAGAGCAGUUAAGCGAAAGCACGUACUCGGAGGCAGUUCAACUGUUUAGAGACGUUGAAACGUUAACUUACCGGCUGCUGGCGGCCUCGGCUGGGGCGGCGACGCGGCUGGAGUACCUGCAGGAGGAGCUGAAACACCUGGAAGAGAAGCACAUCGCGCUUCAGGGGUUUCAGAGUUACCAACUGAAGCCGCAGGACACUUCCUUUGAAAAAGAAUUUGUAGUCGAGGACAGUUCCUUCACCAGGGGCGGCCCCAGUCACUGGGGCUUCGCUCUUCUCGUCGCUGAACACCCAAACGUGUUCGGGCAGUCUUCCUCUAUUAAGGGCGUUUCGGAAGUGCACGGCACAUACGCCUUUCUGCGGCGGCGAAAUCUCUAUGAUUUUGUGCUCCACGUGGAAUUCCUACCCAUGGGAAGCGGCGGCGUUGGCAUAGGCUUCCGAAUGAAGGAUCGGGACAACGGCUAUCUCUUGCUGAUGCACCAAAAGGCGGGGAAGAAGAAACUCCUGAGAUUGGAUAAAGGAAUCCCAAAGAUAGUCGCAGAACGCAAAGACGGAGGCUUUGUGCAGGGCAUAUGGCACAAAGUACGAAUUCAGGCAACUGGCGGCCAUAUAAAGGUUUGCGUGGGGGAUGAAGACGCGGAGCCCGCCGAGAUAUUCUCAGCACUGGACGAACGGUUUGUGUCCGGCACUGUCGCCUUCUUCUCCUCAGCAAUGCAAGAUGGAGUAUAUUUCGACAAACUGAACGUUGAGGCUCAACCUUGCCAAACGCCGCAGGUUUCACCGCCACCGCUUCCACCCCUUUGCUCAGUGUUCGUGGAAAGCUACUUCAGCAGCGUCAGCGCGCUGUACGCCAUAGUAGACGGGGCCGACAAGGGCGGCUCCGUGGGCCACUGGGAGUACCGGGACGGAGUCCGGGGAAGGAAUAAAGUGUUGGUGCAGCUGAACGCGGUGCGCGGGCCUGCAGACAUCGGCACCAUCGCUGUGCUGAAGGGCCAGCGAACAUGUAAGCAUUUUUCUUUUCACUUAACUUUAAAGAAGGCAACUAUUAGCCCGAUUUAUUUAGGCAGAAACGGCCGACUUUCUGUCGACUUCUUCCCGCAAUGCACCAAAGGGACCAUUGGUGCAGUUUUCCGAUUUUCUUCGGAGGCGAACUACAUGGCAGUGGAGGCAACGGCCACAGAACUCAGGCUGCGAGUUGUCGUGGACAAAAAGGCCGCAGUCCUCGCCAGGUCGCCCCUGAAGCUGCAGCUCAACGGCUGGCACUCCCUUCAAGUUGCAUUUGAUGGGCCCCGAGUAGUGGCUCGCGUAGAGACCCCAGCUGGGGAAACUGUGAAGCUGCUGGGGGAGGCCUCAGCCCAGCAGGGGUUUCCCAGCGAUGGGGCCAUCGGCCUAUCUGCGUACAACUGCGGAGGCGUUGCGUUUGAUGAGUUUGAGCUGUCGCCGUUUGUUGAGCCUGAGUCCGAAGCGGACUCGAGAUUCGCGGGCGUCACCUCUAGAGUGGCUGCCACUGAGAAAGCUUGGUCGCCGUGCGUCGAGAAUGUGCACAUUCUGGCGCGGCGGGAACAUUGUGCAGAAAUGCUGCGUAACAAGGAGCGGGAAAGACAGAUCUUGUGCCCCAUGGAGUACUGCCACGAGUGCUGCUCCUUCCAGACAAGCCUUCUUAGCCCUAACCACAAGACCCGCUGUGAAAAGAGCUGCAUGCGGAACAACGAGGAGGCUCAUAACACCGAGGCGCUGCUGCAGGCAGCCGUGGUGCGCUGCGCCAAGGGAGGCGACAAGAGAUCUGCUCUGUGUUCGCAAGUACGCCAUUUGCAUGAAAAAUGCUAA